AAGCAGUAAUAUAACUCUAGUUAAAAGCUAUUUCGAGUAAUUAUAAUUUCUUUAUUUUUCAUAGCCAUAUUAAGAAAAAAAGUGAAGAUAUGGAACAUGCAAAUUAUACCAGAGUGACAGAAUUUGUUCUGACUGGCCUAUCCCACACUCGGGAGGUGCAACUAGUCCUAUUUGUUAUAUUUCUAUCCUUCUAUUUGCUCAUUCUUCCAGGAAAUAUUCUUAUUAUUUGCACCAUUAGGCUUGACCCCCAUCUGACCUCACCCAUGUAUUUCCUCUUGGCUAAUCUGGCCUUCCUUGACAUUUGGUAUUCCUCCAUCACAGCCCCUAAAAUGCUCAUAGACUUCCUUGUGGAAAGGAAGAUCAUUUCUUUUGGCGGGUGCAUUGCACAACUCUUCUUCUUGCACUUUGUUGGAGCCUCGGAGAUGUUCUUGCUCACAGUAAUGGCCUUUGACCGCUAUGCUGCUAUCUGCCGCCCCCUCCACUAUGCUACCAUCAUGAAUCGACAUCUCUGCUGUAUUCUGGUUGCUCUCUCCUGGAUAGGGGGCUUCAUUCAUUCUAUAAUACAGGUGGCUGUCAUUGUUCAACUUCCCUUCUGUGGGCCCAAUGAGUUAGACAAUUACUUCUGUGACAUCACACAGGUUGUCCGGAUUGCCUGUGCCAACACCUUCCCAGAGGAGUUAGUGAUGAUCUUUAGCAGUGGUCUUAUCUCUGUGGUGUGUUUCAUUGCUCUCCUAAUGUCUUAUGCCUUCCUCCUGGCCAUGCUCAAGAAACAUUCAGGCUCAGGUAAGAGUACCAGCCGGGCUAUGUCCACGUGCUAUUCCCACAUGACCAUUGUGAUACUAAUGUUUGGCCCAUCCAUCUACAUUUAUGCUCGCCCGUUUGACUCUUUUUCCCUAGAUAAAGUGGUAUCUGUAUUCCAUACUGUGAUAUUCCCUUUGCUUAAUCCUAUCAUUUACACAUUGCGAAACAAGGAAGUGAAGACAGCCAUGAGGAAGUUGGUCAAUAGAAAUAUUUUAUGUAAAGAAAAGUGAAAGAUAAAUGGUAUAUUCAACAGUCCUUCUGAGGGUCAUUGUCCUGGAGUAGGAAGCAUUUGCAGUGGUAAUAAUGCUGAUUUCACUGUC
This is a messenger RNA of Rhinolophus ferrumequinum (greater horseshoe bat), 1121 nucleotides long. RefSeq names its product olfactory receptor 4M1. The transcript has a single exon. The record is from RefSeq and is a predicted model, not a curated record. Bases 90 to 1031 code for a protein of 313 amino acids. Gene Ontology annotation, molecular function: G protein-coupled receptor activity; olfactory receptor activity. Gene Ontology annotation, biological process: G protein-coupled receptor signaling pathway. Gene Ontology annotation, cellular component: membrane. NCBI's taxonomy places the organism in Eukaryota, Metazoa, Chordata, Mammalia, Chiroptera, Rhinolophidae.